UGCGAGGGCGAAACGAUGCCCACACGAUUCCCCCAAAUUCGUCAUUUCCAGGAUAAGGUUAUUCAUCCAUAAAAACCCAUUCUUGCAGCUGCAGUGACGAAGCGAGAGCUACCAUCAUCAAUUGAAUCCAUCAUCUGCCAUUUCUGUUUGUUACAGCUCUUGAUUUUGAUUCUGUAAAUCCCGAAUUUUAGUUUUUGCCCUUUGUAUCCGUGAAGAUCAAUCUGCGAGGAAAAAGUAUUGGGGAUUUUGAUUAAAUGCUAUGACUAUAACUCUGCAGACUUCUCUCGUCUACAGGCCUUCAAUUCCGAGAUUAAAUCAUCGCCUCUGCAAUGUUUGCGCUCCGUUUUCUGUGUCCAGAAGGAUAAGCGGGCGGGUGCAUUAUUUGGUUUCGAUCAGGUCCAGAUUUUUGAGGCACCGUCUUCCCUGUACAUUGAAUUCGGAGGAUGUCGUGAGUUCUAGUGAUUCUAUUAAUGGCGAAGCUUCUGAUCAGAGUCCUGAAGAGCUCGAGAUUAGCGACUGGUCUGCGUCGCCGGAAACCGACGCCGGAGGGGAGGAGGAGGAGGUCGAGGGUAAGAAUGAGGCGGACGUGAAGGAAACGUUUCCGAUAGUGGCGUUUCUUGUAGGAAUUUUUGCGAGAUUGAGGUCUGCGCCUGAGAAAUUGCUGUUUCCCGAUUGGUUGAGCUGGUGGCCGUUUUGGAGGCAGGAGAAGCGUCUGGAGCGGUUGAUUGCGGAUGCUGAUGCGAACCCUAAGGAUGCUGCUAAGCAGAGCGCCGUUUUGGCUGAGCUCAAUAAGAGCAGUCCCGAGGCUGUUAUUCAGCGGUUCGAGCAACGAGAGCAUGAGGUGGACAGUCGUGGAGUAGUGGAAUACAUUCGAGCAUUAGUUGCUACGAAUGCAAUUUCCGAACAUUUGCCUGAUGAACAAGCUGGAAAGCCGUCGACUCUUCCUUCAUUGUUGCAAGAAUUAAAGCAUCGAGCGUCCGGGAAUAUGGAUGAAGCUUUUGUGAAUCCUGGCAUAUCUGACAAGCAGCCGUUGCAUGUUGUGAUGGUGGACCCAAAAUUGUCGAACAGAUCAUCGCGCUUUGCACAGGAAAUCAUAUCGACUAUCUUGUUCACAGUUGCAGUUGGUUUGGUUUGGAUAAUGGGUGCCGCUGCUCUUCAAAAAUACAUCGGUAGCUUAGGUGGGAUAGGAACACCUGGAGUUGGUUCCAGCUCUUCAUAUGCACCAAAAGAUAUAAACAAAGAAAUAAUGCCCGAUAAGAACGUUAAGACAUUUAAAGAUGUCAAAGGUUGUGAUGAUGCUAAACAAGAGCUUGAGGAAGUCGUUGAGUAUCUAAAAAAUCCCACCAAGUUCACGCGUUUAGGAGGAAAGUUACCUAAGGGAAUUCUCCUGACCGGAUCCCCCGGAACUGGAAAAACUCUACUUGCCAAGGCCAUAGCUGGAGAGGCAGGGGUUCCUUUCUUUUAUCGGGCCGGCUCUGAAUUUGAAGAAAUGUUUGUAGGGGUUGGUGCUCGGCGUGUGAGAUCUUUGUUUCAAGCAGCUAAGAAAAAGGCACCAUGCAUUAUAUUCAUCGAUGAGAUUGAUGCGGUUGGGUCGACUCGGAAGCAAUGGGAAGGUCAUACAAAGAAAACAUUACAUCAAUUGCUUGUAGAAAUGGAUGGAUUUGAACAGAACGAGGGAAUAAUCGUAAUGGCGGCAACCAAUCUGCCUGAUAUUCUUGAUCCAGCUUUGACGAGACCUGGUAGAUUUGACAGGCAUAUUUCCGUUCUCAAUCCUGAUGUCCGGGGUCGUCAAGAGAUAUUAGAGCUAUAUUUGCAAGAUAAACCUCUGGCAAGCGAUGUGGAUGUGAAAUCAAUUGCUCGUGGUACUCCUGGAUUCAACGGGGCAGACCUUGCAAAUUUGGUAAAUAUAGCAGCCAUUAAGGCUGCAGUCGAGGGCGCCGAGAAGUUGACUGCAGCGCAGUUGGAGUUUGCCAAAGACAGGAUAAUUAUGGGAACAGAAAGGAAGACACUGUUUCUUUCGGAAGAGUCGAAGAAGAUCACUGCAUAUCACGAAAGUGGCCAUGCUAUUGUUGCCCUGAACACUGAAGGCGCACAUCCGAUCCACAAGGCGACGAUUAUGCCGCGUGGAUCUGCUUUGGGAAUGGUUACACAGCUUCCAUCCGACGACGAGACUUCAAUAAGCAAAAAGCAAUUAUUGGCGCGCCUUGAUGUUUGUAUGGGAGGACGAGUAGCUGAAGAGCUCGUCUUCGGUCAGGACCACAUUACUACCGGAGCAACUAGUGAUCUAAGUACGGCCACGGAGCUGGCUAAAUAUAUGAUUACGUUGCUUCAUUGCAAGGUAUCGUCAUGCGGAAUGAGCGAAGAAAUUGGGCCAGUUAAUCUUAGAGGAAGACUUGGUUCAGAAAUGCAGUCCCGAGUAGAUGCCGAGUUUUCAUUUUUUCGAGUUCAGGUUAACAAGCUAGUGAGAGAUGCUUAUAAACGCGUAAAAGCCCUGCUUAAAAAGCACGAGAAGCCGUUGCACGCGCUAGCGAAUGCACUUUUGGAGUACGAAACGCUGAACGCAGAUGACAUAAAGCGCGUGCUGCGUCCUUACGAGAUCGAACCAUACUUAAGUGAUCAAGAAGAUCAGAUAGAAGAACUUGCUGCUUUUGCUUAAGACAACAUCAAAUUAUCACAGGAGGAGCUUUGUGCACAAAAGAUUAUUUCCCAAUCAGUAAGCAUUCUCACUAUACACAAUAUAUAUAUAUAUAUAUAUAUAUUGGUUGCUAUAUCGAUUUUUAGUUAUCAAUUUUGGCAUAAAAUUCAAAAAGGAACUGUCACAAAAGGAAGUGAUAGGAAGCAAUCUAAUUUAUCAUCAGAAUUUUAUAUUUUUAUUUUUGUAUGAACAUCAUACAUUUUAAAUUCAGAGCUAGAACUUUGUCUCUA
Andrographis paniculata is the source of this 2925-nucleotide messenger RNA. Its product is annotated as ATP-dependent zinc metalloprotease FTSH 11, chloroplastic/mitochondrial. Gene Ontology annotation, molecular function: ATP hydrolysis activity; ATP binding; ATP-dependent peptidase activity. The record is from RefSeq and is a predicted model, not a curated record. NCBI's taxonomy places the organism in Eukaryota, Viridiplantae, Streptophyta, Magnoliopsida, Lamiales, Acanthaceae. Bases 260 to 2656 code for a protein of 798 amino acids. Gene Ontology annotation, biological process: proteolysis. Gene Ontology annotation, cellular component: membrane; chloroplast thylakoid. The transcript has 17 exons.